AUGUAGGUAAUUUAGUUCUCUCAUUAAUAUUUGUUACAUUUCAAAAUAUUUAUAGAUAUAGCCGAGGAGCAUUGCUACUAUAGAAAAAUGGAAAACGUUAGCGAUGUUCAGUGCGAAGUAUUUGUUAAGAAUAACGAGAUGCUGGAAGAUUCUAGGGAAGAAAACAAUGAGUUAGAUGGAGGAGAUACAUUAGAACAGGUUGAUGGCGAAUGUGUUCAAUGCAGAGAGAAAGAACUAGAGAUCCGACGCUUAAAAAGACAAGUAUGCCCAUGUUUUAUAAUCAUCUGGCAGUUCAAGAAACAGAACAGACUUAUACGGGAUAUUGGCUACUCUCACCAGGAUAACUGAGUCAGGAGUUCUUGAAUCUCUAAUUAGGUGUAGUUUUCGUGCUUUUAAAGUGCACAGUAAAAGAAUAACAUGGUAUUCAUAUACAUCACACAGAAAGAUGUACAUCUCCACAUAAGAAGUAAAACUCUUAUUAGAAAUUUACUGGUUUACCCUAAUUCAGAAUUGUGUUCAUAUGCGUCUAGAUCCAUCAGUUGAAGCAAAAAAUAGAUAAUGUGGAGUUGAGGGUUGGUAGUUUUUUAAACAAAGAUCAAAUGGAUGCAAUGAAGAAUUCAUCGGGAAAGCCAGUUAUGUGGGAAAAUGAGACUGUUUCAACAGCGCUUAAAAUUCGGUGUGCAACGGGAGUGCAAGGGUACAAAUUCCUUUGCAGUCUCGGCUAUCCAUUGCCAUCUUACCGCACACUGUGUCGGCGCAUUGUCAGUUUAGACUUUGCUCCAGGAAUACAGCACACUGUGUUGGAAUGGAUGCAAUUUAAAGGUGUAAAUAUGACUGCGACAGAAAAGCUAUGUUCUUUGAUGCUUGAUGAAAUUCAAAUAGCCAAAGCAGUGGAUUUUGAUCCCGGACUGCAUCGUCUUAUCGGAUACAUUAGUUCCGAAUUUUCAACAGCAAAGGAACCUGACUCCAACGUAGCAUCCCAUAUUAUAUGUUUUAUGGUUAAAGGCAUAACAACAAAGUGGAAGCAACUAAUAGCAUAUUUUUAUACCGGCAUGUCCGUAGCCCCAUAUCAGCUGUGGGGGAUGAUUAAACAGAUUAUAUGUCACCUUGGAGAAUGCGAAUACAAGGUUGUUAAUGUGGUUAGUGACAUGGCUUCAUCCAACCAGGGUAUGUGGAAAGAAGCGGGAGUGAUUACAAACAGGUUUCAGAUUUCACCAUGUGUUGUUCAUCCCUAUUUUGCUAAUGAAAAUUUAUAUUUUAUGGCCGAUGUGCCUCAUCUGUUAAAAAAUUUGAGAUCUGCUGUAUUAAAAUACGAUCUGGAACUACCAAAAUCAACAGUAGAAAAAUAUAAUUUGCCAACUUCAGUGGUAUCCUCAAAAUUUUUCCAUGCAUUGGUGGAGUUGCAAGAUGGAAAAGAACUGAAACUAGCACCUAAACUUGCGAGAAAAAAUGUUAAUCCAUCACACUACGAAAAAAUGCGAGUGAACACCGCCUCGCAGUUACUAAGCCACACCACUGCAUCGGCAUUGAGAACACUUGUCGCACACAAAGCUAUGGAUGAAAAUGCUUUGACAACCGCCUUCUUUUGUGAAUUCGUGAAUAAUUGGUUUGAUAUAACCAAUUGCAGACAUAUGGGAGAUGCUCUAUUCGAAAAUUCUGAAAAAAAGGUGGAACUCUUAUCUGAGGCAUUGAACGUUAUACAAAGUAUAAAAUUCGUGGGGACUGGAUGGAAACCUGUGCAGUCUGGCUUGCAAUUGUCAACAACCUCAAUUUUAUGCUUACACAAAAAGUUUGUGAUUAAUGGAAAACUUAUUUUUCUCAUGGCAGGAAGGCUUACGCAGGAUGCCCUGGAAAAUUUAUUUUCACAAGUUCGUGGCAAGGGAGUUCAGCACCCGAAACCAACGCAAUUUCGUGUGGCUGUUAAACUUAUAUCAGUCUCACAAUUCAUGACCACUCCGACCACGACAAAUUAUGACAACGACGACACACCCCAUUUACUCGAAUUCAUCAAAACAAAUUUAGAAAACCAGCAAUUAGACCCUGAAAAAACAACAAGUGAGGACUCCAGUGCAAUGGAGGUGUUACUUGGCGCUGCAACAGCUUCCUUUGACACCUGUGAAGCAGAUGCUUUGUAUUAUUUAACUGGUUGGGCUGUGUACAAGGAAGUAAAAAAACAAGACUGUGAAAUUUGCAAAGAUGCUUUUGUUACUAUGGAUAUUGUCAAUCCCGAUGAAUGCCCACAUUCGCUAUUAACUCUUUUUCGGUCUUACACACAUGAUAAAAAUUUGAAAAUUGAUAGUUUUACCCAACAUUUGUGCCACCCAUCCAAAAAAGCAAUCUUAUUUUUGCGCGAAGUAGAAACAAUAUUCCGCGCCAAUGUUAAUGCUUUUUAUAAUAUAAGUUCGCCAGUUACUUUUCUGACAGAUAAAGUUGAUAGCUCUAAAUAUGAUUUUCCAUCUUGCCACAAUGCCGCUUUUAAAAUUUUGAAACGUUUUCUUAAUAUAAGAUUAAAUAUACACGCAAAAGAAGUAACAAAUAAAAUUAUUGAAAAACAGUUUGCAAGUAAAGCUGCAGCAAGAGCUCAAGUCAAAUAAAUUCGUAUAUUAUUUUAAACACUCCAUAUUAUUAGAAUAUUUUGUUAUCUUUUUUGAUAUAUCGUCAUCCUUCAAUGCACGGAGUAUAUUUUUUACCUUUAUUCCUCGGUUAUACGCUGGUUUUAUAUUUAUUUAAUACUCGGUAAUAUCUAGUAAUAAAAAAUCCAUCAAUCGUUGCAAAAUUUAUAUGGUAAAAGUUCUGUUUACGUAGUGGUGCUCGCACCAGGAAUUUUUAUAAUAAAUUGUGUUACUCUUUGUUUAA
This is a messenger RNA of Styela clava, 2856 nucleotides long. Lineage: Eukaryota; Metazoa; Chordata; Ascidiacea; Stolidobranchia; Styelidae. The record is from RefSeq and is a predicted model, not a curated record.